This is a messenger RNA of Hymenoscyphus albidus, 1711 nucleotides long. NCBI's taxonomy places the organism in Eukaryota, Fungi, Ascomycota, Leotiomycetes, Helotiales, Helotiaceae. The record is from the annotation of a GenBank genome assembly.
UCGGGCUUUGCAUCUGGCGCAGCGAUCUCUAUGAGAGCAGAAGACGAUGCGUGCGAGAAAGAAGUUCGCUCCACAAGUGCCACGAGUGGAAAGCCCGUUUUCUUUCACUACAUGAUCGGAGAGAUCACCGCGCCGCACUGCGAGAAGGACGUCAAGGAUGCUCUCGCUCUAGGUGUCGACGCAUUCAUCCUCAACAUCGAUACCGUUACCGCGAGCUGGGCGACAGGAACGGUCAAGAGGCUUUUCGACUCGGCCGCGGCGAACAACUUCAAGUUGUUCUUCUCGUUUGAUAUGAAGGGAUAUGAUCAUCCCAACAAGUUCACCAAUUACUUGCUGAGUUAUGUUGAUAACCCCGCUUAUUACAAGUACAACGGCAAACCUAUGGUUACCACUUUCAACGGUGGAGCGGAUAAGUUCAAGUUCGGACAGGGCUCUGUGAAUGAUGGGUGGAAGACUCAGUUGCAACAAGUCAUGGCUAAUGCUGGGAAACCUAUCUAUUUCGUUCCGGCUUUUGCUGAUGUUGGAGUUAAUGCGGAUUUCUUCACCAAGAGCUACCCAACUCUUGACGGGUACAUAUCUCCUCUCCACUUUUCUCUUCAAAACACACUUACUAACAAUCCAUCAGAGCAAUGAACUGGGAAGGCGCCUGGCCUGGCACAGGCGCCAGCGGCGAAGUCCCCACCAAAACCGACGCAACCCUCCUCUCCGCCGCCCACAGCUCCCAAAAAACCAUGAUGAUGGGCGUCUCACCCCUUCAAUUCAAGCACCUGGACAAAUCCAACAACUGGUACCGACGGGGCGAACAAAACCUCGAGAAGCGCUUUGCACAAGUCCUGAGCAUGCAGCCCGAUAUGAUUGAGAUGAUCACCUGGAACGAUGCCGGCGAGAGCCAUUACAUGGGGAACUCGUGGCCCGAGCCGCUUUCGACCUCGACGAUUGGGACGUACACGAAGGAUUAUGAUCAUACGGGCUACUGGCAGAUCUUGCCAGCGUUCUUUCAGGCGUAUAAGAGGGGGGAGACGACGACGGAGGGGAUGGUUCCGACGAAUGGGAAGAGUGUUCAGGGGACGUUUUGGCAUCAUACUUUACUUGCUGCUGGUGUAAGGUUUUCACAUCUCACUACUUUGUGACUUGGGUACUAAUAUUGUGUAGACUUGUCCUAAGAAUGUUUUAUCCCGACCAAAUGGAGCUACCACGAUUGAAGAUCGCGUUUCUGUAUAUCCCCCCCCCUUUCACUCCUUUACUUUCUACCCGUGAAACAGUGAAAUACACAGUACUCACAAACAAUAGGGCGUCAUCCUCGUAGCAGCCGGCCAAACAGGUCUGAGUGUCACCGCAACAAGCGGGAGCAAGAACCUCGGUACCCAAGCUUUGAACGCUGGGUACAACAGCUUCUCCUUCACGGGGAUGACUACCGGGACUGUGAACGUGAAGGUUGUUGGUUCGAAUGGUGCAUCUGUCAUUCAAGGGAGCGGGAAGAUUGCUGUGAGUUUCUCCUUUUGUUGUGGUGUUUAUGUUGAUGUACUGAUGUAAGUGAAUAGGUUACUGACCAAGCUGCGAUUUGUAACUACAAUUUCCAGGUUGUUGGGUUGGCGUAGUUCUUCGUUGAGCGUUUGAGGCUACCGGUACGGGCUUUUGGGGGAGAUGGAGUGGGUACUUUGAAGUGAAGUGGUUUUUGUGUAUAUAUCUUUUUUGUGGACAUGGAUUGUAG